AGUGAAUCCCAGUGUGUGUGUGUUUGUGGACAGCCGUUCAUUUCCCAUCACUACAGCUUGAGAUGUCUGUGAGAAACAGCUGUUUCCCUCGAUAAAAACUCUAGUUAUGGAGUUUGAAACUAAAAUCUACCCUCAGAUCGGUGGAUUUGGGCGAUACAACCGGAUCGUAACCCUUUUCAGUUGGUUCCCGAACUUUGCGGUCUCGUUGAAUCUCUUCAGCGAUGUUUUCUUCACGCUGAUCCCCGAGUCGUACCACUGCAAACCCGAUCUGGCGUUAUUCCCAGCGUCUUCCGUGCUCGGGAACCUCUCCAGGCAAGCGGUCCUCAAUCUCACCGUCCCGUGGCUGAAGGGCUCCGGGUUCAGUCACUGCGAACUGUACAAGUACCCGCUGAAUACAAGCAACCUCACGGAGAACGCGCCGCGGGACACGGUGCCCUGCACGAUAGGAUGGGAGUUCGCCAAACCCGCGGGACUACAAAACAACUUAGUGACCGAGUGGAGUCUGGUGUGUGCCGAUCACUGGAGGAUCCCGCUCCAGCACGUCUGCUUCAUGACCGGCUGGACCCUCGGCUACAUCCUCCUCGGCACUGUCUGCGACUGGUUGGGCCGUCGCUGUGCGCUGCUGCUGUCAGUGGUUUUCUCGGGACUGCUGGGAAUCAUGGCUUGUCUCUCUAACAGUCCUUCUGCUUUCCCGUUCCUCCGGCUCCUCCAGGGCUCAGCGUUAGCCGGAGUGUUUCUGUCAUCUUACAUCGCACGACUGGAAUGGUGUGACCCGCCUCACAGACUCAUGGUGUCGAUGGUCAGCGGCUUCUUUGCGGUGUUUGCCGAGCUGCUGUUGCCGGGGCUCGCAGUGCUGUGCCGUGAUUGGCCCGUUCUUCAGGCCGUCACCACACUUCCCCUGCUGUUACUGCUCUCCUAUUGGUGCUGUGCUUCAGUGUUCCCAGAAUCCCCUCGUUGGCUCUUGGCCACAUCUCAGGUUCCUCAAGCAAAGAAGUGUCUCCAGUCGUUUUCAGCACGAAACGGUGUGUGUGUCAGUGACGAGCUGUUCCCUGCUGAAACACUGCUGUCAGAGAUAGAUGAGAUAUUCCCAGAAGACGUCCGGCCGGAGUGUCAUCAUGUAAUAGAGUUGCGUCACACCAGAGUCAUCUGGAAGAACUGCCUCAUUCUGGGCUCACUCUGUAACUUCAUCGGCACCGGGAUCCAGUACUGCUUCACACGGAACCUGCACAUCUACUCCACACACUUCUACUUCAGUUACUCCCUGCGCGUGCUGACCGGCGCACUGGCCUGUGUGUUCCUGUGUGUGUGUGUGGACCGCUUCGGCCGCAGGGGGAUCUUACUGCUGUCAGCCAUCGUCACGGGCCUGUCCUCGCUGCUGCUGCUCGCUCUCACACAGUAUCUGCACGGAGGGCUGGUCCUGGUUCUGUCAGUGCUGGGUCUCCUCUCGUCUCAGGCUUUAGCCAUGCUCAGCGUGUUCUUCGGCAGUGAAGUCAUGCCCACCGUCGUGCGCGGCGGCACGUUGGGUCUCAUCAUGUCUGCGGGGUGUGUAGGAAUGGCUGCGUCGUCUCUGAUGGAGCUGCAGAAUAACGGAGGAUACUUCCUUCAUCACGUGGUGUUCUCCUCCUUCGCUGUGCUCUCGGUGCUGUGUAUCAUGCUUCUGCCCGAGAGCAAACACAAGCCCCUGCCGGACUCGCUGAGAGACGGAGAGCGUCAGCGGCGUCCUCCGCUCUUCCUCUCGCGGGUGAACCGGGAAAACCCACCGCUACUGCGCACGCAGACGCUCAGCGCCGAGUUCAACCGCCAAAACUACUCUCGUCUCGUCAGCGCAACCAGGAAGAUCCUCGCUAAAGACGCCGUGCCUCUCAAGAUCUCCAGCGUCACACACACACACACACACUCACAAGCUCAGGCUCCUCUGCUGGACUGUAACGGCACUGCACCGGACGCCCGUGAGGAUGAGUCCUAGCAUUACACUGAAACACACACACAUAUACACAGUCACACACAA
Rhinichthys klamathensis goyatoka is the source of this 2008-nucleotide messenger RNA. RefSeq names its product solute carrier family 22 member 31 (gene slc22a31). Lineage: Eukaryota; Metazoa; Chordata; Actinopteri; Cypriniformes; Leuciscidae. The record is from RefSeq and is a predicted model, not a curated record. Gene Ontology annotation, biological process: transmembrane transport. Gene Ontology annotation, molecular function: transmembrane transporter activity.